CCUCCACUGGACUGGACUGGACAGUAAGUAGCGUGGCUGACCCCGCAGGACCGGCCUUAAGCGUCGUUUCGGUUGCCGGCGCCGACAGGAAGCCCAUCGACUUCUUAUCGAAGACCCUCCCAUCACCGCAACAAAGCAACCAUGUCGAUUCCGUCGUCGUGCAAGGCGCUGCAGCUGGAAAAGGCGCCGCAAAGGGGCGAGCGUAACAUCGCGGCCGUGCGCACCGUGCAAGUGCCUGCGUCGGACCCGGCCGGCUUUGUGCUGUUGCGAAUGCAUGCCGCUGGCUUCAACCGCCGCGACGAGUGGGGCAUGCUGGGCCAGUACCCCGGCCUCAUCUACCAGGACAGCACGUUUGGCUGCGACGGCGUCGGCACCAUCGUCCGCGGAGGUUCGUCCAGCAAGACACUCAAGCUGCUCGUGCCCACGCGCGGCUGGGAGAGCGACGAGGCCGGGCCCGAGGCUGAGCUGCCGCAGAACCGGGGCACCAAGAACGCCCUCGGAGGAAAAGGUUUUGGUCUGCUGGGUUGCACGGGCCCCACGGGCGGCAAGGGCACGUUUGCCGAGUAUGUGCAGAUCGAGGAGCGCGAGCUCGUCGAUGUGCCGGCGCACCUCGAUGCCGUCCAGGCGGCCUGCCUGCCCUGCGGCGGCGUCACGGCCUACCGCGCCCUCUUUACCAAGGGCCGCGUCGGCGCGGGCCACAAUGUGCUCAUCACGGGCAUCGGCGGCGGCGUUGCGCUGCUCGCGCUCCAGCUCGCCGUCGCUGCUGGCGCCUCCGUCUACGUCACGGGAGGCUCCCAGCAGAAGGUCGACCGCGCCGUCGAGCUGGGCGCGCGCGGCGGCGUCCUCUACAAGGACAAGAACUGGCCCGCAGACCUGGCCAAGCUCGUGCAGAAAACCAACAGCCAGCGGCCCUACCUCGACGCCGUCAUCGACAGCGCAGGCGGCGAGGUGCCCGUGCAGGCGGCCAAGGCGGGCCUCAAGGCCGGCGGCCGCGUCGUCUGCUUUGGCAUGACGGCCGUGCCCAAGAUGACAUUCACCAUGCGCGAGGUCCUGCGCAACGUCGAGGUGCUCGGCUCGACGAUGGGAAGCGCACGCGAGUUCAGGGACAUGGUCGCCUUUGUCGGAAAGCACAAGAUCGUCCCCAUCGUCGACACGGUCCUCGACGGCCUCGACGACGCCCACAAGGGCUUCCCACUGCUGCAGGACGCCGACAAGCGCAGCGGAGGCAAGGUCAUUGUGCGCAUCCAGCCCGACGGCGCUGCCAAGUCGAAGCUGUAGCUGGGACUCAUAAUGCUGCUCGUUGUCUUUCUCUAAAUGAAUGGAUGGAUUGCACACAC
Molecule: messenger RNA, 1337 nt
Organism: Acaromyces ingoldii
Lineage: Eukaryota; Fungi; Basidiomycota; Exobasidiomycetes; Exobasidiales; Cryptobasidiaceae
Product: NAD(P)-binding protein
Exons: 3
Molecular function (GO): oxidoreductase activity
Source: RefSeq, a predicted model, not a curated record